This is a messenger RNA of Perkinsus marinus ATCC 50983, 1158 nucleotides long. RefSeq lists its product as hypothetical. Lineage: Eukaryota; Perkinsozoa; Perkinsida; Perkinsidae. The record is from RefSeq and is a predicted model, not a curated record. The transcript has a single exon. Gene Ontology annotation, cellular component: transcription factor TFIIH holo complex; transcription factor TFIIH core complex. The coding region runs from base 1 to 1158 and encodes 385 amino acids. Gene Ontology annotation, biological process: nucleotide-excision repair; regulation of DNA-templated transcription.
AUGGUAGAGGGUUUCUCCUCCACCGAGGAGGCCGCUACUGGCAAUAGAGCCGCUGGUGAGGUAGACAUCAAGACCACCGACUUGGUCGCCAUCGUCCUCGACCUCAACCCUUGGGUCUGGUCCAGUUACUCCCUCGCCUCGUUUAAGGUGGAGGCACCUCCUAGUGAGAAGGCCAUGCAGGAGAAGGCGGCAGGGGCGGUGACCCUCGAGGCCCUUUUCUCGGCCCUCCUCCUCACAGUAGGAGCUAUCAGUGCAGCCAGCACCAGUGGUGACUCCCUGGGAGUCUGCAUCGUAGGAGUGUCACCGACUAAAGCGAAGAUUCUCCUGAAGGGAUCAUGGCCAGAGAUGGACCGGACAGCCCUAUGGGAGGCCAUGGUGGGCUUCAUAAAGGCCUCAGUGAAGGAGAGGUCAAGGCCGUCGUCGACGAUGACGACGACGUCCUCGUCCCUGAUAGCCGCCGGCCUCUCUCUAGCCCUGUGCUACCUCAACAAGCAUCUCACCAUCCCGGGUAGGGCACGGUGUUGUAUCGUCGAGGCCGUCAGCGUCUAUGGGGAGGCGAACUACGCCUCAGAAGCAGUGCCCCUUGCCAAUUGUGGAUGGGCUGCCCAGGACCUUCGGGUCCCCAUCGACCUCUGUACGGUGUGCCCUGGAAGGACGCCUCAAAGCAGCAGCCCCAGCAACGACCGCUCCUCCUCCUCAUCAUCAAAUGCAUCGCCGACCUCGGCUACCCUAUUGGUACAGCUAUGCGAGGCCACUAGGGGCGUUCAUAUCCCCUCUAAACGUUGCAGUACAGUGGGAGGCCUUUUCCAGUCGCUCAUGUUCCACUUCUCCGUGCCGAGCCUUGGGGAGAGAGAGGUCCUCAAGACCAGGCCCAGCGCUAGGCUACUGGACAUGGGCUCGCUGUGUGCCUGCCAUGGCCUGCCGGUCGAUCGAGGUUACGUCUGCAGUGUUUGUCUAUGCAUCUACUGUAACGAUUCCAGUGGGGUGUGCCGGAAGUGCGGUGCUCGCUUCAAGAGGACUGCAACGAGUGAGCUGCCCUUGGCUGAACAGCCCUUCGAGAGGCCCUCGGGUCGAGGAACUUCAUCGCAUCAACCACCGCAUCUUCGACAUAUGACAUUUACUACCAUUAAAAAGCAGGAGAACGGAACUCCUACGUGA